AUGUCUUCGCAGCCGCCACAUCCUACCCUGCUUAUUCCCGGCCCCAUUGAGUUUGACGAUGCUGUCUUGCAAUCCAUGUCUCAUUUUGCUGAGAGCCAUGUUGGACCAGCAUUUGUGAAAACGUUUGGCGAAUCAUUAACCCUUGUCCGCAAGCUCUUUCAGAGCAUCUCCCCCGCCGCCCAACCGUUUAUCCUCGCUGGCUCUGGCACCCUUGGUUGGGACUUCGUGGCCUCCAACCUUAUCGAACGUGGCCAGGAAGCCCUUGUCCUUCACAGCGGAUAUUUUGCGGACUCCUUUGCUUCUUGCCUUGAGACAUAUGGCGUUAAAGCUACUCAGUUGAAGGCUCCCAUCGGCGAUCGACCCUCAUUGGCAGACAUUGAACAGGCAUUGAAGCUUGCAGACUAUAAAAUCAUCACAAUUACUCAUGUAGAUACCUCGACCGGUGUCCUCAGUGACAUUAAGGCUGUCGCUGAGCUCGUUCAACGCGUCAGUCCCAACACUCUCAUUGUCGUUGAUGGCGUUUGCAGUGUUGGCUGUGAAGAGAUCGCUUUCGAUACAUGGGGUAUCGACGUUGUGGUCACUGCCAGCCAAAAGGCAAUUGGUUGCCCACCAGGCCUUAGCAUUGUAAUGUGCUCUGGCCGAGCGUUAGAAAGAUUCAAGAGCCGCCAAUCGCCGCCAUCCAGCUACUACGCCUCUAUGGCUAACUGGCUUCCUAUUAUGCAAAAUUAUGAAGCUGGUAAACCCUCCUACUUCGCGACUCCUGCUACACAGCUCAUUCACGCACUCCAUACCUCCCUCACUCAAAUCUUCUCUAAACCGCUCUCUGAACGCUUUGCUGCACACCGAGCUAUGUCCCAGCGUGUUAAGAGCGCCGUGGCCGAACUUGGUCUUCAUCAAUUGGCCACAAAGCCAGAAAAUCAAUCCAAUGCUAUGACAGCCAUUAGACUGCCAGAAGGGUUAACCCCGGCAGAUAUUUUGCCGAUUCUUGGCAAAAAGGGCAUUGUGUUUGCAGGAGGUUUGCAUAAGGAGAUUGCAAGUAAAUACAUUCGCUUCGGCCACAUGGGCGUCAGUGUCAUGGACCCUGCUAGAGAUGAUAUCGAGAAGGCUAUUCAGGCAUUGAAAGAAGCUUUUGCGGAGGUGGCUAAAUAG
This is a messenger RNA of Ophidiomyces ophidiicola, 1149 nucleotides long. RefSeq lists its product as uncharacterized. The record is from RefSeq and is a predicted model, not a curated record. Lineage: Eukaryota; Fungi; Ascomycota; Eurotiomycetes; Onygenales; Onygenaceae. The transcript is spliced from 2 exons. Bases 1 to 1149 code for a protein of 382 amino acids. Gene Ontology annotation, cellular component: peroxisome. Gene Ontology annotation, molecular function: L-alanine:glyoxylate transaminase activity; L-serine:pyruvate transaminase activity.